GUCUAGCUGACUCAACGACCAGCAAUGUCACACUGUAACUCAACCGAAGUCCCAGGAGAUCCUCUUUCUACCAAGUCCAGGAUUCUCGGGACUGGGGCAUCGCUCACCCAGGACUUCGAACCUGUCAAGAAUAUCUGCGCGUUUCUGAACGCGUUUCACUGCUAUGCAGAUGAACCUGGACGCUAUGUGGAGGCUUCGCAUUACUGUGCGCAUGUCACUGAAGAUGUUCGUCAAUGUUUGAUUUACGACUCGCCUGAACGCAACGCGCGCUUGAUUGGAGUCGAGUAUAUGAUUACACCCAAGCUGUACGAGACCCUCGACCCGGAGGAACGCAAACUCUGGCACUCGCACGUUUUCGAGGUUAAAUCGGGUAUGCUCAUCAUGCCCUCUCCUCUGAAGACCUCGGGCAUGCCCAUUCCAGAAACCGUUUGGGAGAAAGCGGAAAACGCAGAGAUGGAGGAGGUGAUUGGUUUGUAUGGAAAGACAUUCCAUUUCUGGCAGGUCGAUAGAGGGGAUAAAUUACCUCUGGGGAUGCCGAAGUUGAUGGGUUCGUUCACCGAGCGCGAGAGUAUGCCCAAGUUUGAGGAGGUCGUUGGGGAGAGGGAUAAGCGGUUUGGGAGUGAUUGGAAGAGGAAGAAGGAGAUUAGGGGGUAUAUUCCAGUGCCGGAGUUACAUCCAGACGCUGAUCAGGCCAACGUAAACUCCAAACGCAAGAAAUUGAAGAGAGCAGAUGUAUUGGUUACAUAG
Molecule: messenger RNA, 747 nt
Organism: Coprinopsis cinerea okayama7#130
Lineage: Eukaryota; Fungi; Basidiomycota; Agaricomycetes; Agaricales; Psathyrellaceae
Product: DUF1264 domain-containing protein
Exons: 4
Coding region: 25-747 (240 amino acids)
Source: RefSeq, a predicted model, not a curated record